UCCCAACAACUCCGAAAGCCUCCAUAAAAGGAAAGCGAGAAGAAGAGAUCGAUCGAUCGAUCCAGAGAGAGUGCGGGGGUUGUUUGGAUCACCAACCGGCGGCGGGGGAGAUGGCCGGCGGCGAGGGAAACGGAGACGAAGGGUGGCGGAGGAGUGGCAUCGAGGUGAGCGCCCUCCAGUUCGGCUACGACGGGCAGCCGCCGCUCUUCGCGCGCUUCAACCUCCGCAUCGCCCCCGGCUCCCGCUGCCUCCUCGUCGGCGCCAAUGGAUCAGGCAAGACCACACUCUUGAAGAUUCUUGCAGGAAAGCAUAUGGUUGGAGGAAGGGAUGUUGUCCGUGUUCUCAAUGGUUCAGCUUUUCAUGAUACACAGCUCGUGUGCAAUGGUGACCUUUCAUACUUGGGUGGUUCUUGGAGUCGGACUAUUGGUUCAGCUGGUGAUGUUCCACUGCAAGGUGACUUCUCUGCUGAGCACAUGAUUUUUGGAGUUGACGGGGUUGAUCCUGUUAGGCGAGAGAAGCUAAUUGAUCUGCUGGACAUUGAUCUGCAAUGGCGCAUGCAUAAAGUUUCAGAUGGACAGCGCCGCAGGGUACAAAUCUGCAUGGGUCUUCUUCAUCCAUACAAGGUGCUCCUACUUGAUGAAAUCACCGUUGAUCUGGAUGUUGUGACCAGAAUGGAUCUCCUUGACUUCUUUAAGGAAGAGUGUGAACAGAGAGAAGCCACCAUUGUGUACGCCACUCAUAUAUUCGAUGGACUGGAGACAUGGGCUACUGACGUUGCAUACAUCCAGGAAGGCGAAUUGAGAAAAUCUGCAAAAUACUCGGACAUUGAAGAGCUGAAGAGUGCCAAAAACUUGCUGUCAGUAGUUGAGUCCUGGCUCCGAUCUGAGACCAAACUCCCAAAGAAGGAACCUCCACGUUCUGAGACACAGCCCAGACGCUCCUCACCGUUGGAUGCUUCCCCUUUCCGUUCGUCGCGCCACAUGGCCUACUACCGUUGAUGAUCGUGCCCCUUUACACCUAGUUCUGUGCCAUUUAGUCGUAUAGUUGUGAAAUUUAUCGUCAUUUCUGCUUCACACCCUUGUAUACAGCAAUAAAUAAAUCUGUAGAAUAAAGUUAGCUUGCUCCUGUGUUGAUGAGCAACGGGUGCUCACCACGUUCGUUACUGUACUGCUUUCAGAUAAUCUUGUGCUACAAGAAUUCAGCCCCUGUCUGUCUAAGGAUGCUUGAUGUAUUCAGAAGUAAUGUGUAGCUGUUUUUUUUUUC
Molecule: messenger RNA, 1263 nt
Organism: Phragmites australis (common reed)
Lineage: Eukaryota; Viridiplantae; Streptophyta; Magnoliopsida; Poales; Poaceae
Product: ABC transporter I family member 19-like
Exons: 6
Coding region: 111-998 (295 amino acids)
Molecular function (GO): ATP hydrolysis activity; ATP binding
Source: RefSeq, a predicted model, not a curated record